AGUGUUGAAACAAUAAUUAAUUUUGAUUGUUGGGACCUUGGAUUUGAGGCAAGCAGGCCUGGAAAGUCUCAAUCCAAUACUUCAUGUUUUUAUGGUUGCACCAUCAAAUGCAUAUAUGUAUUUUGGAUGUCUAGUGCAUCUUUUUAUACACAUUUCCCCAAAAUUCAGCUCAACCAUUUGUUUGUAACGAUUACCCCACCAGGGUUAAAGGUCCAGUGUGUAGGGUGAAGGGGAUAUACUGAUAAAUAUGGCAUAUCAUAUUCCUAACUAUGUUUUAAUUAGUUUAUAACCACCUAAAAGUGAGAAUCGCUGUGUUUUUGUUACCUUAGAAUGAGCUGUUUAUGUCUACAUGAGUGAGUCCUCUUGCAUGGAGUCCACAAUGUUGCUCUACUGUAGCCCAGAGCGGACAAAUCAAAUACUGCCACUAGAUGGAGGCAGGGUUGGAAGUUAGCACCAGCCUCCAGCCACAUGCUGGUAAAGUAUUCAAGUGGCUGUUAGAUUUGCUUCAUCCACCAGCCAAAAUACCCAGUGGUAAUCUAUUAAGUGGCUGGUAGCUUUUGGAAACCCCAGCCACAAAAAGGUAUUUUCCAACACUGGCUGGGAGCCAUCCACGUUUUCGCAUCGGCCAUUGUAGUUCUCCUACACGCUUGGCUCAAGGGAGGAGUUUCAAUUUUGCAACCUCGCCACUGAAUCUGACACACUGGACCUUUUAAUGGGUUAAAAACAUCAUUUGCAAAUCAGUCAUACAUCACUAGGUCUUCUAGAGCAAGGGUCUUCAAUGUUGUUUCAAUGUCAGGAGGACCCCUUAGCUGAAACACAGACAUCACAGGGAACCCCAACACAUACAUUGUACAAAACUGAGUUGCAUAUUGAGCCUGCAAUAAUGUGUAGGGCAGCCUAUGUGUCAUGUUUAGACCUGCCUUUUUAUGGUGCAUAUCAUACUAAGAUAUUAAAGUAACAAUUAUUGACAGAUUAAUGUAUUUAUACACCAUAUAAGUUGAGUUGUAUCUAGAGCCCCCCUGUUGAAGACGUAGAGUCUAGAGCAUGUUGAAGAGCUAACGUAUAUGAGGAGGCUGAGAAUCUCUUGAGCUUUUAGCCUUUUAACUGAAGAAUAAGAAAGUAUUUUGGAUUUGUUUAUCCAGAGUCAGUAUUCAUUAAAACAUGUUUCAGACUCUGAAAGCUCUAGUUCUGUAUUUAGGGGUUAAAACAAUCUGAAAGCUCUCAUGUUACUUGUUCAUUUUAACUUCAUGGAGAAAUAUAAGCAGUGUAGCUCGAGUCAAACACUGUGAAUCAGUAGAACUCAACUCCCAGGCGAUAGAGCUGCUUAAAAUUAUCCCUUGUAUGUAUCACAUGGCAUUGUGCGUUUCUUUGAGCAGAGGGUGACUCAUUCAUUCAGACUGCACACCCAUUACAGUGGGAGAGAGACAGAGCAGGAGCGAAAGAGGAACAGCCAUCUAACAAGUGCCAAACUUGAGGCCAACCUCUCUCCUCUCCUCCCAUCUCAUUCUUUCCUAUAUGGGCACCCACAGAUGGACUUGCAGACAGCACAGUAACAGACUGAACAGUGCUGGAGAACUAGGAGGGACUCUCUGAUCGCAAGAUAACCAAGAAAAUUAACAGACAAGUCUACGAAUAUCCUCGCAGCAGAGUUUUCUCUUCAUCAGACCAGCUUUAAAAAGAUAGAAGUGCAAUGGCGACACCAAAAAACACUCCCCGAGGUGCCAACACCCCUCUAUCCCCCAACCGCAUCACCCGUCUCCAGGAGAAGGAGGAUCUGUCUAACCUCAACGACCGUCUGGCCAUCUACAUCGACAAGGUGCGCUCUCUGGAGACUGAGAACGCCGGCUUGCGUCUGCGCAUCACUGAGUCAGAGACAGAGGUCAGCCGGGAGCUGACGGGCCUGAAAGCUGCUUACGAGACCGAGCUGGCCGAUGCCCGUCAGACUCUGGAUUCUGUGGCCAAGGAGCGAGCACGUCUGCAGCUGGAGCUGGGAAAGCUGCGAGAGGACUACAAGGAGCUGAAAGCAAGGAACACCAAGAAGGAGGCAGAGUUGGCUGCAGCACUGCAGAGGCUCAAAGACCUGGAGGCUCUGCUGAACUCAAAAGAUGCGUCCUUGACGACAGCUCUAGGAGAGAAGCGUAACCUUGAGGUGGAAAACAGGGACCUAAAGGCACAGGUUGCCAAGCUGGACACCAGUUUGGCUGAUGCCAAGAAGCAGCUGCAGGAUGAGAUGCUGAGGAGGGUGGACGGAGAGAAUCGCAUCCAGACCCUGAAAGAGGAGCUGGACUUUCAGAAGAACCUCCACUCUGAGGAACUGCGGGAGACAAAGCGACGUCAUGAGUCUCGUAUGGUUGAGUUGGACAACGGCCACCAGCAGGACUUUGAAAGCAAGUUGGCUGAGGCGCUGAUGGACAUGCGCAGCCAGCACGAGCUGCAGUUUAAAAUGUACAAAGAUGAGAUUGAGAAGACCUACAAUUCCAAGCUGGAAAAUGCUCGUCAGUCAGCGGACAGGAGCAGUCACCUGGUUGGAGCAGCACACGAGGAACUCCAGCAGACAAGAAUUCGCUUGGAGUCCACGUCUGCUCAGCUCAGCCAGCUGCAGAAACAGCUGGCAGCCCGUGAGGCGAAGUUAAGGGAACUGGAGGACGCCCUGUCUCGGGAGAGGGACACCACCCGUCGCCUGCUGGGAGAGAAAGACAGAGAGAUGGCCGAGAUGAGGCAGCAAAUGCAGCAGCAGCUGGAUGAGUACCAGGAGCUCCUGGAUGUCAAGCUGGCUCUGGAUAUGGAGAUAUGCGCAUACAGGAAGCUGCUGGAGGGAGAGGAGCAGAGGCUGCGUCUCUCCCCCAGCCCCCCGCCCACCAAAGUGACAGGAAGUCGUUCCUCUACUUCAGGAGCUCACUCUAGAUCGGUCCACCACUACAGUGCUCACAGCUCUCCUGUCAAGAGGCGCCGCCCCAACGACACUGACAGUGAGGCCUCGAGCAUCGCAGGUGGAGCUGUGUCCCGCACUCGCAUCAGCCAGCAGGCCUCAGCCAGCGGACGGGUCACUGUGGACGAGGUGGACCUGGAUGGGAAAUAUGUCAGACUCAGCAACAAAUCAGAUGAGGAUCAGAAUUUGGGGAACUGGCAGGUGAAGCGACACGUGGGAUCUGGUGUUCCGAUCAUCUUCAAGUUUCCAGUAAAAUUCACCUUGAAGGCUGGCCAGAGGGUCACGAUCUGGGCCUCUGGCGCUGGGGGCACCCACAAUCCUCCCUCUGACCUGGUGUGGAAGACUCAGCCCUCUUGGGGCACCGGAGACCUGUUCCAGACCACCCUGAUCAGCGCCAAUGGAGAGGAAAUGGCCAUGAGGAAGGUCACCCGCACACAGUUUGAAGAUGAAGAUGAUGACAUGCAGGUGGCUCACAGCACCUGUGGAGACAGUGAGUACAACCUGCGGAGCCGGACGGUGGUCUGCGGCUCUUGUGGACUUCCUUCAGACAAAUCCAGCAACUGCUCUGUGACCUCAGCCUCCCGCUCAUUCCGCAGCGGAGGAAUUUCCGAGGGUUUACUGCCACACUCCUACGUGUUCAGCACCAGCACUCCUCGCAAGACUGGAGUCAGACUUGAGAGCUGUCCAAUCAUGUGAGCCCCUGGAUCCACGCUGAAACACUUCAACUCUAUUAGUUUUCAGUUAUUAGUUCUGUAGUUACCAGUUGUAGUUAUCAAGUUCAGUUCAUGUACUUUGGAAUAAUGUUCAAGAUAUUAUAUGCAAUAAAACUUUAUACUGCUUUUUUAUAAUGUACAUAGGCAUGCUUAUGGAAUAUUUUCUUAAAUUUCAAUGAUGAUUAAAAGAGUCACUUUUGGUUGUAUUUGUGACAUUAAGGAUUGGAAAUAUCUACCAGCCUUCCACUGAGCAUACAGUAAGAAUCUACUAACUCCUUUAAUGCCUUAAAACGACUGUCUGGGCCAAUUUAUUCUGAAAGCCUUGUUUACUGGUAAAACAAGAAUUUAUUGCUGGUAGAUAAAAUCAUAUUUUCUUGUGCUGUUAAAUCAGAUUUUUAUUUAACCCCGUAAACAUACUGAUGCAGCAGGGUUGCAGUAAAGUCAUUUGUGUUCACUUAUUUUGAAUAAAAGUUUCUUCUGGAGUUAGAAUAAAUUGACCCCAACCUUGCUACAGCUCUACAGAAUAUUUUGUAUUUUUGCUAAUAUCAAUAAACUUUUCUUUUUUCCAGAAUGUGUCUUGUUCAACAACACUGAUGUGAUAACUAUUUAAGUACAUGCAGUAUUUGUUCUGUUUUACCAUAGUGUAUAAAUUUUAUAAUAGGCAGGCUAUUGUAAUUGUGGAGUUAAAUCUAUUUGACCAACUGAUUGUAGCUCUCUGACUGUGAUUAAUUUACUAUGGUCUUUUAAAAAUUUGAGACAACAAAAAGAGAAUAUAUGAACAUUUCUGAACUGUAUGUUUAAAACAUCAACACAUUAAUACUCUUAUCAGUUAACAUUAACCUCUGGUAUCAUUUCAAUAGUUCGUUUUAUGAACUAAUUUAGUUUACAGCAUAUCAGAUUGAUAUUAUACUUCUUACUCCACUACAUGUCUGCCACUUAUUACAACUUUACAGUUUAAGAUUUUAGCAACUUUUAAAACUCUGCACACAUGUUAAUUUAACAGUAAUGAAUAUCAAAAUUAUUAGUAUAGCACUGAAUUUAACAUUAUGAGAGGGGAAAUCAGUUUUCAAUAUGUGCCUUUACUUUUUGUAUUUUAACUGUAUUUCUAGAAUGUAUUUUUACUUCAGGAAAAAGUGCUCAGGACUUUUAUCUCUGUACUUUGACUUUCUUUAUAGUGUCGCAUUUCUAUCUUUACUUAGGUAUGUAAAUACUUAUUCCAUCACUUUUAUGACUUUCAUGAUAAUAAUAAUAAAGUUACUCAAUAAA
Messenger RNA from Epinephelus fuscoguttatus (brown-marbled grouper), 4908 nucleotides. Its product is annotated as lamin-A-like. The transcript has 13 exons. Lineage: Eukaryota; Metazoa; Chordata; Actinopteri; Perciformes; Serranidae. Bases 1691 to 3625 code for a protein of 644 amino acids. The record is from RefSeq and is a predicted model, not a curated record.